Molecule: messenger RNA, 1932 nt
Organism: Clupea harengus (Atlantic herring)
Lineage: Eukaryota; Metazoa; Chordata; Actinopteri; Clupeiformes; Clupeidae
Product: chondromodulin
Biological process (GO): negative regulation of angiogenesis; negative regulation of endothelial cell proliferation
Source: RefSeq, a predicted model, not a curated record
UUUCCGCAAAAGUCCAUACUUAUCAUUGGCCACACACACACACACACACAUACGAGUGACCUGCUACAGACCCAUCACAACUGAACCAGAAGCCGUCAUCUGAUAGUCUGAAAACAAAUACCUUACUUGGGACGGCCCAGUUAGGAUCCAGGAUAGCCUCCCAGCAGGUAAUAGGCUGCAGCACACAAGCCAUUCCUUCACUUCACAUGCGUUUCCCCCCCUCUCUCUCCCCUUAACUUUUUUCUCCUUUCCAAGGCCUGACUGAGCACAAAUAGGGUAGUUUUUCGGAGUAGAGGUCUCUACGCAGCCAUGGCAGGGACGUCAGAGAAAAUACCCAUUGCUUUAGCUGGUCCAGAAGAUUUACACCAAUUUAUGCCACCUGCAUACACUGCGGUGACUGUCAAGCCCUCCAACUCUGGACGCCUGCUGAAAAUCGGAGUUGCUGUGCUUAUUGUCGGAGCGGCGCUACUUCUUUUUGGAGCCAUAGGGGCUUUUUACUUCUGGAAUGUCAACGACAAGCAUGUGUACAGCGUCCAUUACAGCAUGAGCAUCAACGGAAAGGUGGAGGAGGGGUCAAUGGAGAUCGACCCUGUGAAUAACCUGGAGAGGUUCCGCAGCGGGAGCGGAAGUGACGAGGCUAUGGAGGUCCACGACUUUCACAUUGGCAUCACUGGCAUCCGCUUCGCCGGUGGAGAGAAGUGCUACAUCAAGACUCAAGCCAAAGGUCAGCUUCCAGACGUGGAGAGCUUGAACAAGGACUCAUUGAUGUUCGACUUGGAAGAUGAGAUCAUGCCAGCCAAGUUUGAGGAGGAGUCUCUGAUCUGGGUGGCCUCCGAGCAGCCCCUGAAGGACAGCGGCUUCCUGAGCACCAAGAUCCUGGACCUCUGCGGUGACCUGCCAAUCUUCUGGCUCCGCCCCACCUACCCAAAUGGUGGGCAGAAGAAGAAGAGAGCCCUCCCACGCGCCAGGCGACAGGUGGUGGGACCCGAGGAUGAGGAGCUGGUCGAGGAGCCAUCCUUUAACCCUGAGAACCCUUACCACCGUGGCACAGAGGAGGAGGGCACCAUGACCUUUGACCCGAUGCUGGACCACACGGGCGUGUGCUGCACCGAGUGCCGCAGGAGCUACACCCAGUGCCAGCGCAUCUGCGAGCCCCUGGGCGGCUUCCACCCCUGGCCCUACCACUACCGCGGCUGCAGAGUGGCGUGCCGCGUCAUCAUGCCCUGCCGCUGGUGGGUGGGACGCAUCCUGGGCAUCCUCUAAGGCCCUGGCACCGAGUGGGGCAGGGCCGCAUGCCAGAGGGUACGGCCAGUAAGAGGUUAUUUUAAGCUAGAGUGUGUUUUGUAGAGUUCUCUCACCACCUUGUGCAGACUCUGGCAUUGAAGCAACACAUUUUCUUUUCUUUUUUGUGAGUUGGGAUCCGUACAGUCCUUGUGUCUCUUAAUGAUUCAGCAGGGAUUGGAAUGGAAGUGAAUGACAGAUAUAACUUUUCAAAGCAAGGUAACGCUGCAUCAUAGUCAGUGGAUAAGGACUUAUUUUUCAGUCAUAAAUCUUACUUAUCCUUGGAAAUCUGGAGUGAGCAUCUUAUUUGGGCUUUUCAUGAAGACAAUAUUCAAUAUUCUGUUCCUUCUUUCAAGGUGAAAACAAAAGUAUCAGCUUGUAUUUAUGAAAGUAUCUUUCCAUGGAAAAUUGUAUUUCAAAAUUCAAUGUGUUGUAUGUUCUUUAUGUAAAUACAUGUGCAAUUUCUCAUUGUCAUUGGCCUUCUACCAGCAGAGGUAAAGCAUCUCCUGCAUUCCUGUAUUUAAAAUAUGCUCUCUGUCUUGGAAACCAUAGAUAUUCCAACAUAUUCCUUCAGAUCUAAUGUGAGAGAAAGAGAAUCCAACGCUGUCUUUGUAUGACAUGAUAUGCAUUAAAGUGCCUUUUAAAAAUGCA